Messenger RNA from Phalacrocorax carbo (great cormorant), 1938 nucleotides. The record is from RefSeq and is a predicted model, not a curated record. NCBI's taxonomy places the organism in Eukaryota, Metazoa, Chordata, Aves, Suliformes, Phalacrocoracidae.
CUGUCCCGGAAGCGGAAGUGACGCUCGCAACCGCUAGGUCAAGCGGCCAAGAUGGCGGAAGCGGCGGGAGGAGAACUGCCGGUUCUGCCCGACUCGGUGAUGCUGCGGGUCCUGGCGCUGCUGCCGGUGCGGGACCGGCUGCGGGCGGAAAGGGUCUGCCGGCGCUGGCAGCGGCUGGCGCGGGACCGGACGCUCUGGAGACAUGUGGAUCUGAGCCCGUGCCGGCGCCAGAUCAGCUCCCAGACCCUGUGGUACCUGGUGCGGUGGCGUUUCUGUGACAGCCUACGGACGCUGCGGGUGGGAGGCAAGCUCUGGUCCGGCAGCAAGCGGCAGCUCCUCUCCCCGGCGCUGCUGGCCGCCCUCGGGAAGCGGUGCCCCCAGCUCCACCGGCUGUGCCUGGCAGAGAUGGACCUCCGCCCCAUCCCCUAUGAGAGCAUCCCCCCUUCCCUCACGGCGCUGGAGCUGAGUUACUGCGAAAUCCCCGCCGCCUGGUUCUGCAGCUCUGCUGGGAGGACCCUGCCGCAGCUGCAGCACCUUGUUGUCCACAAGGUCCCAGCCUUUUCCAAUUGCCAUCUGCUGAACGUCUCCUCCCAGAGCCGCCUGAAGACGCUGAGCCUUUCUGGCACCUACCGCAUAACAGAUACAGGGAUUCAGGCCGCGGCUCCGCACCUGGAGUUGCUGGAGCACCUAGUGCUGCACGACUGCCGCAUCGGUGACUCUGCCAUGGACUUUGUCGGGCGCCACUUGAAACAUCUCCGGUUCCUGAAGAUUGAGAGCACUUACCCACUGACGAACGUGGGUCUGGCUUGUUUAGCAACCCUGCAGCGCCUGGAGACGCUGUGCCUCGACGUCGGCCACGAGAUUCCCCCCAGUGCCAUUAUUGCUUUGUGCCAAGCACUGCCCCAGCUGAAGAACCUCAAAUUAGGCAGGGCUUGCUUUGAGGAUGGAGUAAUAGAUAAAAUUCAGGCGAGUUUGCCCCACUGUAGUUUUUCACGUACUCCUUGACACGCAGCCUGAAGCGACAGGGCUUUUGCCAUUCACUGUUACACCUCAAGUGCUCUUUUUGGGGUAAAGUCUCUUUUCCUGGGAGCUGCUGUACAUAUUUGUGCGAUAGAAUUUUUGUUGGGGCUAAACCAGCAAGUGUGUCACGUGAAGUGGUUUGUCAGGAACUUACUUCUGGUAGGAUCCCUCCUUUUCCGGGCAUCAGGGGAAUAGGAAACCUGGGGAGCAGCCAGCCUUGGGGAACCCCAGUGAUGAGCUGACCAAAGACUGGCUGAGGUUACAAGUUUAACCUCUGCCUCUUCCUCCUCUUCCCCCGCUGCUAAAUGUCAGGCAGCAGCUUAACGAGGGCAGAAUUCAGGGAGUAAAGCGAGGUACUUUCCCGCCACUGGGGAAAAAAAAAGGUCUGGUCGCCCAAACCCCAGAUUUCCAGUUAAUAUCUAACUCCGAUUGCUUAACCGCCCUGCACGUACACUCCAAACUCUGCCGGGGAAGAAAUACCUCAGCGACACGUGCCAGAGCUGCUGUGUUCUUGGAAGGGCUCAGCCAAUCCACCCAGACAGCGAGCGUUUCAGUCCAGGAUGUCACCUUUCUUCCACUUCCCUUCAAAUUCAGUUCUUUGAGUUACCAGAAAGGUUUUGAUCGCGGGGCUUCCGGAACACCUGGUGCCGAGAGCCACGGGUCCCGUUUGCACAGCAGAUGGGCUGGUGCGAGCUCUGGGGCAUCGCCGGGGGCUGCUGUCGCCUCCGGGCUUUGCUGGGCUGUGCAGCAGGAGCAGCCAUGUUUCCUCAUCACCUUUUAUUGUCCUCCUCCUCCUCCCCGCAGCGUCUGAACACCAGAUAACUGACGCUGAGCCUUGUGACAUUGCUGCCGUUGAGUCAGCCACGGAUGUUUUGAAAUCAAAUAUUGUAUUUAAUAAAUACAAACGCUGUUGAUUUA